Messenger RNA from Cryptomeria japonica (Japanese cedar), 3084 nucleotides. RefSeq names its product disease resistance protein RUN1-like. Bases 1 to 3084 code for a protein of 1027 amino acids. Gene Ontology annotation, molecular function: ADP binding. The record is from RefSeq and is a predicted model, not a curated record. The transcript has 5 exons. Gene Ontology annotation, biological process: defense response. Lineage: Eukaryota; Viridiplantae; Streptophyta; Pinopsida; Cupressales; Cupressaceae.
AUGCUUCUUCGUUUGUCUCUUUGCAAAAUCAUGUUUCACCAUUGUUUUAGAGAUGAGCAAAGGGUGUUGAAGAAUAUUGUGAAUCAUGUACUGAAAGUAAUGCAAAUGGUACCAUUAGAGGUAGCAACACAUCCUGUGGGUCUUGAAGAAGUUGUAGUAGACUUGCAAAUGACCAUUAGUAAAUCUGUAAAAGGUCUUCAUGAUGUUCAGAUUGUGGGGAUUUGGGGUAUGGGUGGAUGUGGAAAAACCACUCUGGCAAAAAAAUUAUAUAAUGAGAAAUAUUCAUCUAUAACAAGAUCCAGUUUUCUUUUUGAUAUUAGAAGUGCUGCAAGCAAAAAUGAGUUGCAUAAAAUGCAGAUACAACUCCUUACAGAUUUGGAGUCCAAAUUCAAUGAUCAAACACUUAAUAAUAUAGAGCAAGGGAAGAAGAUUCUGUCUAAUUAUUUGAGAUCUUUUCCUGUAUUUAUCAUUAUGGAUGACGUGGAUCAUAGCGAUCAACUAGAAGCUUUACUGCCAGGAAAGGCUAGCCUUGCAUCUGGGAGUUUGAUCAUUGUGACAACAAGAGACAAGGAAGUCCUCAGGGUUUGGGGUGUCUCUUGCAUUUAUGAAAUGAAACCAAUGAAUCAGUCUCAUGCCAAGCAACUUUUUUGUUGGCAUGCAUUUUUACAACCUUCUCCAUUGUUGGGUUUUGAGGAUCUUGUUGAAAAAUUCAUAACAGCUAGCAAUGGGUUGCCUUUGUCUUUGAAGGUAUUUGGAGGUCAGCUUUAUGGUUGCUCUAAUAAAGAUUUAUGGGAGGAUGUAUUGCAUAAAAUUUCUAGAAUAAUGCCUGAUGACAUUAUAAAUAAGCUAAGGGUGAGCUAUGAUGCUUUAGACAGAGAAGAGCAACAAAUGUUCUUAGACGUAGCUUGUUUCUUCAUCGGUGAAAAUAAGAUGACCGCUAUUGAAGUAUGGGAAGGAUCAGGUUGGAGUGGUCAGUGGGGUUGGGAGAGGCUUGUAAAUAAGUGUCUUGUUGAGCUUGUUCAUGAAAGUGAGAUAAGAAUGCAUGACCACCUAAGAGAUUUAGGUAGGGAAAUUGCAAGUACUCUUUCACCUUAUCGUCUGUGGUCUCCUAGUCAGCUGAUGGUGAUUAACAAACAAGAAGAGAUAAGAGGAAUAAUAUUGAACCGAGUAAGUAAUCACAUUCACAACAUUCCCGAUUCCUUGGUGACUAGAAGCAUGUGUGUCGAUGGAUUAAAAGUUUUUGUAAAGGGAGAAGGCUAUGGGUUUGGUUCACAAAUUUCUAGCUUAUCAAGAGAGUUGGUGUGGUUAAGAUGCACAGGAAUAAGUCUUAGAUAUCUUCCAUCAAUCAUGCCAUUGAAAAAUUUAAGAGUUUUAGAACUUCAUAGCUACUACGAUGGGAUAGACGUGUGGGAGGAUUGGACGAAUACUCUAGUGCAGCUAAGAGUGUUGAUUGUUUAUCUCUGCCAUGACCUGCGAAGUAUUCCAAAGUCCAUAGGAGAUAUCAAGAAUUUGACAAAGUUAUGCCUCACUUGGUGCAAUGCGAGGAAUCUACCCGAGGAAUUUUGUCAUCUUCAAUCACUAGAACACCUGCAGCUGCAAUAUUUCAAAAAGCUAUUAUCACUGCCUAGUUGUUUCGGCCAUUUGACAGAGCUACGACAUCUAGAUUUGGGUUAUUGCGUUGCAUUGAGGGAGUUGCCAGAUUCUUGUAAACAGCUAAGGUUCUUGCAACAUCUUGAUUUAGGGGGCUGUGAGAAGCUCACCUUACAGUUAGACAUCCUGGAAAACAUGACAAAGCUCAAGUAUUUGAAUCUUAGUUUUUGUAGACAAGUGGAGAACUUGCCAUCUGAUCACAUCACAAAUCAAGCUUCCUUAAGUGAGCUUUAUUUAAACCAAACCAGGUUAAGGAAGCUCCCAGAUAACAUUGGUCGACUCAGCAAGUUGAGAGUGCUAGAGAUAAGUCCAUUUCCAGGGUGUUUCUGGAUGCAAUCUUUACCGGACUCUAUGGGGAAUCUUACUCUUUUAGAGAAAUUGGUAUUACGAAAUUUACAAGUGCAAUCUUUACCAAAAUCAUUGAAGCAGCUGAUUAAUCUCCAGACUCUGAGAAUAGAUGAUUGCCCAAUCGGCAAAUUGGAUUUUUGGCAGGGGCCAUCUACUUGCUCGUGGAACAAUCUCAAGGAAAUACAUCUGCAGAGCACAGGAGUAUCAAAUAUUUCAAUUUCUGACGAUUGUUGUCCCAACCUUAAAAAUAUUGGACUUUGGCUUAAUGAUCAUUUAACUGAGGUCGACACUCUACCAACAAAAGUGGAGCAUGUCGUAGUGUUGGAUUGUAAAUUGCUAAGGAAUGUGAAUGGUAUUGGUGGCGUAGUAAACCUUCGAAAGCUGAGGCUAAGGGAUUGUACAGAGUUGGAGACGCUUCCAUGUUUUGAUAAAUUAGGUUUGCUAAAAGAAUUUAGUCUAGAAGGUGGCAACAAAAUUGAGGUGAUACUUGGCUUACAGCACUGCACAUCAUUGGAGGAGCUUCACAUCGAAGGUAAAUGUUGGCAGGUGUCAGCAAUAGAAAGUUGGGAGCACGUGCAAAGAUUGAGAGAGCUGAAAGUCCUAGCAAAGAAGAGACCAGCUGUGGAGCGUUGCAUUCAAACGAUUCAGAAAUGGCCAGAAGAAAUAAUAAUAUGUACAAAGGCAGUCGCUGGUGCGGGGUCACUUUUAAACUCUUCAGCCUUUCGCAAUUUCUCUGUCAUUCACUCUGUUGCAAACGAGGAAUUCAAUUAUGACAAAAGAAUCUGCUUUAACGUCUCCAACUAUCCCAUGAUGUUGUGUUUGCUUAUAAAUUGCCGCUAUCCAAGUAUGCGAAUGUACAUUGAUGUGGGUAGUUCAACAAAAUAUACUGUGGUUUUGGGAGAGGGGACAACAUUGCCUACUCCAUCUCCUCCAGUCAUAACAGAGUUACCAGCAGAGGAGACUGCUCAGGAAAGCAUGCCUGAUAAAUCUGGAAAUCUUGAGCAAGUUCAGCAGUUAGAAACCCCAAAUAUACCUAUAAGAACUCCCCCAUUUCCUCAAAGAUUACAAUUAGAAGUAUCUAGGUAG